This is a messenger RNA of Scleropages formosus (Asian bonytongue), 2478 nucleotides long. RefSeq names its product S-phase kinase-associated protein 2, E3 ubiquitin protein ligase (gene skp2). Bases 173 to 1405 code for a protein of 410 amino acids. Gene Ontology annotation, molecular function: protein binding. The record is from RefSeq and is a predicted model, not a curated record. NCBI's taxonomy places the organism in Eukaryota, Metazoa, Chordata, Actinopteri, Osteoglossiformes, Osteoglossidae. The transcript has 10 exons. Gene Ontology annotation, biological process: positive regulation of protein ubiquitination.
UGGCUCCAGUCAAAGAACUCCGCUUCCAGCCACUGUUCGCGCUCCGGGCGAAGGCGGGCGAUCUAGCGGGAUAAUUAAAUAAUCCCGCCUGGGGGUUGUGGCCAGUGCAUAGUGAGAUAAUAUCCGUCCUGUUCCCCCCACCUUAGUUCAGAGCCUCUUGAAAGGGAGGGAAAUGUCACAUGAAAGACCCCUGCAGCAGCUUCCCUGCCUUCAUGGGCAGCUGGACGGCUCCAUGCUGUCCCAGAGCAAGUUGAAGAAAAGUCCGUCCUUCGGGACAGGUCUGGACAACGAGAACACUCCUCAGGAACUCAUACAGCAUUGGUCCCCUCCGCACAAGCAGCCUCGCACCUUGGCUAAGGGCAAGGAGAAUGAGGAGACGCAGUUUGUCCUUGGCAGGAGACCACGGCGCAGGAGGGAGUCUGCAGCAUUGUCCUGGGAUCGGCUCCCUGAUGAGCUUCUUCUUGGGAUCUUCUCCUGCCUGUCUCUGAAGGACCUCCUGGGGGUUUCACGCAUCUGCAGGCGAUGGCGGCGUUUGGUCUUUGACGAAUCACUCUGGACCAGUGUGGAUCUUGUGGGUGUGAAUCAGAUGGAUGCAGCACUGACCCAGCUGUUGCCUACUGGGGUCCUGGCGCUGCGGUGCCCACGAUCCUGCAUUGGAGAGUUCCGCCUUCCUCCGUCUCUCCAACUGCGGAUCCAGCACCUGGACCUGUCCAGCUGUAUUGUUAGCACUGCAGUAUUAGAAGACCUCUUCUCCCAUUGUCGGUGGCUACAGGACCUCAGUCUGGAGGGGCUGGAACUCUCAGACAGCAUCAUGCAGUUUUUAUCUCAGAACGAAGAGCUUGCUCGGCUCAACAUCUGCGGCUGCUCUGGCUUAUCCCCCGAGGCGGUCGGUGGGAUGCUGCAGGCAUGCACCAGGCUACAGGAGUUGAACGUGUCUUGGUGCAACUUCAACAAUGACCACAUAAAGGCUGUUGUUGGCAAUAUCCCCUCCAGUGUGACCCAACUCAACAUCAGUGGCUACAGACAGAACCUGACAAUGGAGGAUUUGAAAGUCUUGGUUGAGCGAAGUCCUCAUCUUACACAGCUCGAUUUAAGCGACAGCGUGCUGCUGACAGCUGACAGCUUUCCACUCCUCCAGCAACUGAUCUCGCUGCGGCACCUGGGACUUAGCCGCUGCUACCAGAUACAUGCAGCAGGCCUGGCGGACCUGGAUAAGUUUCCGGAGCUACGGACACUGGAGGUGUUUGGUCUGGUGCAGGAAAGUAAUCUGCCUAUGCUGAAUAAGGCACUGUCACAGGUGCUCAUCAAUACGUGCUUUUUUUCCAGCGUGGCACGGCCCACUUCGGCUGAUUGCAAAGACAACACAAUGUGGGGCACGCACUGCCGGCUGACCUUCAGACACUAACUCUGCGAGGUUUUCAGGAGCACGAGCAAGCUGUGGGGAUUGUCAGUAGCGUACCAUGGAGUAGCUUUACUUCAUUCCCCUCUAAAUGGGAACAUUGACCAUGACCUGAAAUUCUACCAUGUUGGCCAUUGGCUACUGCUGCAGGGAAACUAGUUGACCAGAAGUUCUGUAAGAUUAUGGUUUUUAUCAUAGAGCAAUCCAAAGAAUCCUUACAAUAAAUUUGGUCCUUAUAAUACAAUGUAUCAUGAAUGUAGUUGGGCUUAGUGGAAAAUUUCAUGAACAGCCUGUGGAUCUGAUCUCUUUAAUGCCAUAACUAAGGUAGUUUUGACAUGUUCAAGCAUGUAAUAGUUGAAAAGUUAGACAUUUGUUUUUAGGUGAUAAGGGUAUUGCUGUUGAAGGAGCUGACGUUUAGCGAACGUGGCUGGAAUUGUGAUAACGUCACCGCAAAGGGGUUUUUCCUUUGCGUGGCAGUACAUCAGCCUAGUCCAAAGCUAAUUGUCCUUAAAAUGGCUCCUGUGCUAUAAUUUCCCACCACGCUCACGCUCUCUCAAAUGCCCAUCCAUCCACUAGGUUUUGGAUGGUCAUCUCAUUUCUCCUCUAACUGGACUAUAUUGAUGCACUGGUAGUAGCUGUUUUUAUAAAAUAUAUCAGUACCACAUGUUCUCUGGAAGACCUUUACAAGAAAGGGUUGUCAGCUUCCACCCCUUUGUUUUUAAUCACUCUGUGUUUAGGCAAGCUUAUCUAAAGUUGCUCGGGGGUUUUAAAUAGCCAGAAACUCAACAGUAAGGGGUUUUAUAAAGGUCAUUGGAAAUAGUCCUAAUUUUGACUUUUUGUAAAUGGUUGUGUUUCAGCAAGUAUGUUAUACUUGCUAAAGUCAUUACUUUUCCCUGAGAUUUCCUUUUAAAACCUGCUUGGCUUGUGAUCAAGCUGUUAAAUACUGAGUUGUGUCCAUGGGUGAGCUAUUUACCUUCUGUCCCUAAAAAUGGAAAUGUAUCAGACUGAUCACAUAAGUCCCCCUUCUUCCACCAAACAUGUAACCAACCUAAUCAUUUAAAUUUUUUUUUUUUUUUUUA